AUGGCAUCCAUUAAGUCAAUUUCAACAAUUCUCAAAUUCGUCAUGUCUGUUUUAAGCUACUCCGCCUUAGCUGGAGCGAUCGAUCGAGCUGAGACAACGCUGGCUUGCACGCGCCCUCAUAAUUACCCGGACGUUCCUCUUUCACGUGAUAACACAACUGCCACAGACGUUUUAAACGUGCAACAGUGUCUCAGGGCCAACGGCUAUCCUGUCAAUACAACUGUAGCUGUUGACCAGUCGGGCACGCUAAUAAUACACCCAGGGUUAACGUUCAAUCGCCCCUCCAAUUAUAUAACGGCUGUGAGGAGAUGUCGGCAGUUAUAUGGCUACGGACUUGCAACAGCAGUACUGGAGGGGCCCGUCCUUGACCCAGAAGAUACGCCAAUCGGCACGCUGCUCGAUAUAGUAUUGUCUGGGCGUCGAAUUACAGGCGUUCGGAGAUUACAAAGGGCUACUGAAGCCACCGGCACGAGCCAGCCGUUACCUACGGAUGGCAGCUCAUAUAUGAGGAGGUCGAGCAGUUACUACUACUCCUUCAUGUCUGAGGAGAGUGGAUGCGGGAGUGAUGAGAAGUUUAUAGACACAACUGAUAUGUGCCAGGACAAUAACAAAAACUCCUUUGCAUCCUUCAUGGUUCGAAACCCUAAUGCAAAGUACGAUCUUGACUUUACAGCGUGGCCUCACCAUGACUGCAUAAAGGGUAACGCUAAGACGUAUACAGUGGGGCCUGAUGAGUUACUGUCAUGCACUAAACGCAAAACGUAUUCUUGGUAUGGUGCCUUAGCUGAUGACGACUGCUACGGGGACGACCCCAGCUCCAGCUGCGUCACUAAGGACGUCAACACGUACACGGGAACAUAUAAGGUUUGGCAAAUAAUAGUUGAAGGCAAAUACUAA
Molecule: messenger RNA, 897 nt
Organism: Kazachstania africana CBS 2517
Lineage: Eukaryota; Fungi; Ascomycota; Saccharomycetes; Saccharomycetales; Saccharomycetaceae
Exons: 1
Coding region: 1-897 (298 amino acids)
Source: RefSeq, a predicted model, not a curated record